AUGGCAGUAAAUGCUAAUACAUCAGCUUCGAUGGAUUCCAUCAAAAAGAAAAUGCAAUCGUUGAAAGUUGAAAAGGAUAAUGCCGCUGAUCGUGCUGAUCAAGCCGAACAACGUCAACAAGAUCUUCAAGAAAAACUUAAAUUAUCAGAAGAAGAGAGCACUAGUUUACAAAAGAAAAUUCAACUGGCUGAAGCCGAACUUGAUGGUGUUCAAGAACAAUUAGCUGAAGCUAAUGCUAAACUUGAAGCUAAAGAGAAGGCUGCAGUUGAUGUAAGUAUUCUCAAUUUAAAUAACGGUACAUUACGUUCAUUAACUCGUACUCCACAACAACAACAAAGUUCUAGUUCAUCAUCGAUGAACGAUUCAGGCAGUUCUGUUAUUGAUACAAUUCGAAAACGUAUGCAACAAAUAAAAGAUGAAUUGGCUAAGUCCCAUGAUGAUUUGCAUGCAUAUCAGAUUGAACGUGAACGUGAAAAACAUGCACGAGAACAAGCUGAAGGUGAAAUAGGUGGUGUUACACGUCGUAUACAAUUGGUUGAAGAAGAUCUUGAACGUACUGAAGAACGUCUUUCUCAAGCUACACAAAAACUUGAUGAAGCAUCACAUGCUGCCGAUGAAAGUGAACGAAAACGUCUUAUUCUUGAUGGCAAAGUUGGUCGCAAAACUCUUGAACAACGUACAUACCAAUCUGAUGAACGUAUUGGUACACUUGAACAGCAAUUGGCCGAAGCACAACUUAUAGCUGAGGAUUCCGAUCGAAAAUAUGACGAGGUUGCUCGUCGUAUUGCUGUUAUGGAAGUCGAUUUGGAACGAGCUGAAGAUCGGGCCGAAGCUGCUGAAGCAAAAGCUCUCGAACUCGAAGAAGAACUCAAAGUUGUUGGUAACAAUAUGAAAUCACUUGAAGUUUCUGAACAAGAGGCUCUGCAACGUGAAGAAAGUUAUGAAGAACAAAUUCGUGAUUUAUCUACACGUCUUAAAGAUGCUGAACAACGUGCUGACCUUGCUGAACGUACAAUGGCCAAACUACAAAAGGAGGUCGAUCGUCUCGAAGACGAAUUACUUCAAGAAAAAGAGAAGUACAAGGGUGUCAGCGACGAACUCGACAUGACAUUAAACGAAUUGUCAGGUUAUUAA
Adineta steineri is the source of this 1134-nucleotide messenger RNA. The record is from the annotation of a GenBank genome assembly. Lineage: Eukaryota; Metazoa; Rotifera; Eurotatoria; Adinetida; Adinetidae.